Molecule: messenger RNA, 3107 nt
Organism: Diuraphis noxia (Russian wheat aphid)
Lineage: Eukaryota; Metazoa; Arthropoda; Insecta; Hemiptera; Aphididae
Product: cocaine esterase
Source: RefSeq, a predicted model, not a curated record
UUUGCCCCGGCGCAUGGUCGUUUUUCAUUUCUUUCUUUUUUUCUUUUUUCCUUCCUUUCAUUCGUUGUCGUCGUAAUCACGCACAGUCCAUAGAGGUCCGUGCACUACCACUGGCUGCUAUACGACAAUUCAUAUAUUCAUAUAUUUUAUCAUAAUAUACACGACUGCAAACGCGUUUUAUAAUAUAACAUAUUUAUACAAAUAUUACACCAGCAACUAUACCAUGGUACCGUUGAACCAGACACGAUCGUCUGCCGUUAGACGUCGCAAUCGGAUCCGAGGACCUUCGCUGUUGUUGGUGGCCUAUGCGUGCGUCUGUAUCUAUGGUAGCCAAGUCCGUUCUCAGAGAGCCGGCGGUGGUAACCGGGAUGCACCGGUGGUCAACAUCCCCAGGCAGGGCGCCGUUUCCGGUGUUGAGGUGCAGCUUAACAAGAUCGGAAACCGGGCUUGGAUGUAUCUGGGCAUACCUUUCGCCAAGCCACCCAUUGGCAACCUGCGRUUCGCGCCGCCUGAUGUCGAUCCUCCGCCCACGUGGAGCGGCGUCCUCGUUGGGUCUGCACACAAACCAGCAUGCAUCCCGGACCCGCCCGUCCGGUCACAUCCUGUCCAUCGAUUAUUCUCAACCGUCACUCCAGGUCCAGUCAAAAUUUCCGAGGACUGCUUGUACUUGAACAUCUAUAGACCGGAAGGUGCGGUACCGGAAGAAAAGUUUCCAGUCAUGGUUUGGUUUCAUCCUGGUGAUUUUCAUUGGGGAUCACCGAUUUAUUGGGACGCUUCAGUUUUGGCUGCUAGACACAAAGUGAUCGUGGUUACUACGGCCUAUCGUUUGAAUAUAUUGGGCUUCUACACGGACAACACUGCAGAGGCGUCAGGCAACUGGGGCUUGAUGGAUCAGGCAGCCGCACUGGACUGGGUGCAGCGGAACAUCGAAAACUUCGGCGGUGCGGCGCAGAACGUGACAGUGUUCGGGCAGGGCUCAGGCGCAGUAAGCGUGGGCCUGCACGUGGUGUCACCUGGGUCUCGAGACAAGUUCCACCGGGCGAUCAGUAUGAGCGGAAACGCGCUGCUUCGGACCGCCGUGAUGACAGCAGACGGACCGGAAGCGGUACUGGAUGCGUUGGCUGACAAGUUCAACUGCUUUCGGAACACGUUGACAGGGUGUCUGCGGAACGUGGACGCCGAGUUGCUCGUGAAGGGUGGUGGUUCAUUGACCCGUUGGGGCCCGGUGGUCGACGGUCUGGCGCUAGCCAACGACAGCAGUGGUCUAGAACCAUUUUUACCGGAUAUGCCUGCCGCACUUAUGGACGACGGCCGGUUCACCGCUGUCCCGUACAUGAUCGGCUACAACCGAAUGGAGGACUCGUUCGAUGCAUUUGACAGAGGGGAUGGUGGUGGUGGUGCUGGUGGUGCUGGUGGUGAAGGCAUAACCAGAGAUCGGUUUGAGGCAUUGGUUCGGGAAGACGUCGCGAUCGAGGACGAAGACGAUCGUCGGAUUCGUCAGUUCCGGAAGUUCCAGCAACAACAGCAACAGCAGCCAGUCGCUACGGUCACCACUGGGGAAGCGGUAAGUGGAUUUUCGGACGGUGAAAUGAUCAUCAACGAUGAGGGGAACUGUACGCUGGACGCUGACUUUGUUGUGGAUACGGUCGUGUUUCGGUAUGCCAGGCAAACGGAUGACCCAGAAACUCUGCGACGGAAUUACGUGAUCAUGGCUGCCAACAAGGUAUACGGGGCCACCACUUACCGGGUGGCCAGUUACGUGUCACGCCUGAAAUCCACGUACGUGUACCGGUACGAAUAUAAGUUACGUGCGACCAAAGCGCUGCCUGCUGCCGCCGAAUGGAUGGACGCACCGCACGGGGCCGAGCUGCCCAUCAUGUGGGGCAUGCCWUACUGGCCGUCRGCCACKGCCAUCGACUGGACGGCCGCCGACCGACGGAUGUCGGACACCAUGAUGGCAAUGUGGACAAACUUCGCACGGCACGCCGAUCCAGCACACCGCUCAGCCGCGGUCAACGUCCGGUGGGAAGAGUAUGAGGCRCGCAACCCCCGCGUCAUGGUGCUGGACAAGGUGCCAAACAUGUCACAACCCGACCAGGAGCCUGAGUUCUGGAAUAAGUACUACCCCAAGGUGCUGGCCGUCGCGCUGCAAUGUUGUGCUAAUCAAACUGUAGAAUCGGCCGCCACCAACGUUGUAGGGGAGCCCGGGCCCACCGUUUUGAUUGCGUUGGGUCUGGUGGUCCUAUCGUYGUCAUUGGUAGCGAACUCAUUGUCGCUGAUGGUAUAAGCACGUGUACCGACCACACAAAUGCCAACUUAAUGUUAUUUCAUAGCUAGGACAAUAAUUUUUACAGUAUAAUAUGUGUUGUUACUAGGUAUAUUAUUCUUUAAAAUUAUUAAAAUAUUAUCAUUCUCAUCAGGUCCGUGGAAUACGUUUUGAAUUUUUAAGCGACGAUAAUGCCGGAAGCGUGCUACUGCGUUUUUUAAUAGGGGUGAUGGUUGGGUGUCAUGAAUGUUGGGAAAAUAUCGAUUUCUUUCCCUAAAAUACGUGGUUUGUAAGUUGCAYUGAAUUCACAUGAAAUAUUACUCACAGAAUAAAUAUUAUAAUAAUAUUAAUAUUAUGUAGGUAUAGUAUGAAAUGUCGGAAAACAAUAACUGCUCUAUUGCACCACCACGCGUAUCGUGAAAGUCGACAAUAACUACACCUCACAUGAACCACACACGUAAUUCAGUUUUAUGUKUUUACGGUAUAAACUAAAUUAAAACAAUCAACAAAAGUAUACAUAUAAUAUAAUACAACUGUUAUUUGAAUUUCUAAAACAAAAAAUACCUAAUAGAUACUAUUAAUUAGUAUUAUUUGUGGUAUUCAAUUAUUGUGAAGAUGUACAAGCUCUAUUUUGUUUUGUUAUAUUGUGCCCUUUUAUAUCAUUAGGAUUUUGGUUAAGGGAUUUUUAAAGAUUUUUAAAUUGUGUCCCUAAAAUAUGUUUCAGUACAAUCAAACAAGCACAUGUGUAUUGUAUACUUUAUUUCAAAAGUUUCUUUGAAAUUAGAUUUAUUUUUCAAAAACCAUUAAUUUAAAAUGUAUUAAGAAUGAUAAAAAGAUCUAU